Molecule: messenger RNA, 2887 nt
Organism: Solea senegalensis (Senegalese sole)
Lineage: Eukaryota; Metazoa; Chordata; Actinopteri; Pleuronectiformes; Soleidae
Gene: lysmd3
Product: LysM, putative peptidoglycan-binding, domain containing 3
Exons: 4
Coding region: 361-1329 (322 amino acids)
Biological process (GO): Golgi organization
Cellular component (GO): Golgi apparatus
Source: RefSeq, a predicted model, not a curated record
GAGCGGUAGCAGUUCAACAACAGUGGCUAACAAGCAGGCAGGCAUCGCAGCACAGCAGCGGGGUGAGACCGAAGGCACGUCCGCCGCAGAGGAGGUGGAGGAGGAGGAUGGAUUUUAUCCGGAACAACUGAUCGAUCGAGCCUCACUGUUAUUUUCUCCAGCAAAGCUGUGAUAAAGAUAAAGUAACGUUAUCGCUAGCUGCUGGUGACGUGCCCAGGACAUUCACGGAUAACGAAGCUGAAAUGUUACGUAAACACAGAACCUUGGCAGCCAGGGAUGGUCAGCGGAAACCUGUACUGUACCUAGCAGGGUUGGGCAGAUUGAUACUUAACAUAGCCCGACACUAAAGUGGAAAAAAAAAUGUCCAGUAGAAGCCAGCACUAUGGGUUCCAGUCAGCCACCAUGGUGCAGCCCGCCAACGGUGGUCACGCCUAUCUGUUUGGAAACAACGGCUCGGAGAACGAUCUGUCGGAGGAGGACACCGAGCUCUAUGAGCUGCGGCCUCGUGGCAGAGAGAGGGUCCGGAGGAGCACGUCCAGGGAGAGGCUGGAUGAUAUUAUCUACCUGAGCAGGGACGUCCACGAGGGAGACACUCUGAACAGCAUCGCCCUGCAGUACCAUUGCUCAGUUGCUGAUAUUAAGCGUGCCAACAACCUCCUGACAGAGCAGGACUUCUUCGCCCUGCGUUCAGUAAAGAUCCCUGUGAGGCGAUUCAGUGUCCUCACAGAGACUCACAGCACAGGUCCUCUUAAAUCUGCCUCGCCCUCUGGUGCCACACGCCCGCCUCAGAUCUCACCGGUUGCCACCCUCCCUUCAGAGUCCUCCACAGAUUCGUCGUCUUCUGCCGACAGCGUGGAAGGAUUCCUCCUGGAGAAGGACAAGGACAUUGAGCGCCUGGUUAAGUCCACAGGUCCGUCUCGGAGCAGCCUGCACGAGGUGGUUUCCUCCUUGACGCUGCAGCAGCCUCUGCUGGCAGGCGCGGAGUAUAAGUCAGUACAGAGAAAGGACCCUUAUCAUGGGGCCGAUUGGGGCAUGAGAUGGUGGACGGCGGUGGCCAUUAUGCUGGUGGUUGGAAUUGUCACGCCUGUGUUUUAUCUGCUGUACUAUGAGGUUCUUGUGAAAGCUGACGUCAGCCACCACGGAGUCCCGACACCAGCAAGCAGCGACACAAAGCACGGACACCUCCCUAGCGAUAAAUUGAACAUUCCAGUUGGAGAAGUUGCAGGUGCCGUGCUUGGACAGAAUCCUGGAAACGUGGAUCCCGGAGAUCCCCAGAAAUUCAAUGUGGAUAAACCAGGAGACAGUGAACAGGGAGGACUUAAGACAUAACAAGGGAUUUUAACUUCACAUAGAAAUUUGUCGCUAGCUAAGAGACCUAAUAAACUGAGUGGAUGAUCCCAUUUUGAGUAGUUUUUGACUUAAAAGGUCCAGUGUGUAGGAAUUAGUGAGAACUGCAGUGACAUCUAAUGGCGAGAGUGCAACAAAUGGUGGACUCUGCAUGUGGCUUACUUUCUCAAACACAUCAGGGAUUCACAGCGUCCUUUAAGCCAUGUUUCCACCGAGUGGUACAGUACAUAUUUUUUGCAUUUCCAUUAGGAACAGUAUCAGAGGAAAGGGUAUGGUCAUCAUACAAAGCUUGACGUCCUGUUGAGACAAACAGCCAACAAACCGAGCAGGAAAACAAACAAAAUCACCCCCCUACCAAGUUAAGGUACUGUUCUCGAAGUGACACCCUGACACCCUAACAAAACAAAAUGGAAACACGGCAUUACAUACAAGAGAUGACAAGGAUGUUUGUCUGUCAACUCUAUUCCACUUCCUUUCUUCUUUGUAGAUUCAGGUGUUGGGUGAACGUCACACUUCAAAAGUGUGUAACGCACAGCUUUUUUGAGGCUGUUGUGUUAGUUCUGUCUAAAGCAAGACCGCUGCCUAAAGUACAGAUAAAAGGCCAUUUCCGAGAGUGAGUGAGUAGUUUAUUCAAUUUCUGCCAUUAAACCCUACUAAUUAUUACACACUGGACCUUUAAUACGUCACUGCAAUUUGUCGCUGACAAAUUUUUUAACAGUUGAGAGACUAGAAAUAAGGGUAAAGACCACAAUUGCUCCCUGUGUCCAUUCAUUUUCAUCAACAUUGUUUUCAAGAAAAAGGGACCAUCACACGCAGGUUCAGACGUCUGCUGGACGAGUCACAUUCCAUUUUAUGGAGACUCUGAGGGUAGUUUGUCAUCAGGAGAUCUUAUGGUGUUAUUGUUGUCAUCUGGGCUGCUAGGUUUACACUAAUCUCUACCCAAAAACUGUUGAAAGGAGUUCAGAACUCCGAGCGGUUUCUGCAGUGAUGGAUCAGUGGCCACAGCCCAGAAUUAUCAAUAAUUCUGAGUUUUCCGUGUCCCUCAAACCUGCUUGUUCUUUUUUCCCCCCAGUAUUUUUUUUGCCAUGUUAGUAAUUUUCCAACGCUUGUUGGAAAAGUAUGAUUGCUGCCACUGUGUUGAAUACAGCAUUAAUUUAUUUCAAGACUGUUGAGCAUUCAUUUUUACUCACGCUAUCAGUAUUGACCGUGAACCAUUGAAUUGUGUUUGUAUAAUUCCACGAAAUUUGCUUGAAUUUUUUUCCUCUUUGCCUGCAGAAAACUGCUCUUUUGCAUUUAAAAAACACAACUAUUCAGAGCAUGGUAAGAAACAUGGGAAAUGCACAGUAUUCCCACAAAGACUCACACUUAAGUAAUUAUGUGAAAUUUGAGUUUUUGAUAUAGCCCUUUUAUUAGAUCACUGUGUUCAUAUUUUAAGACAAAGCAUUUUGUGUCGUCGACAACAUGUGCCUUUUUCGACCUGUGUAAAUGUACAACGGGCUGGAAAAUAAAUCUAUUUUGAAUAAAUUAUUGCUAGUCCACA